CCUCAGGCCACAAAUGAUCGACACCUUAGGCGCUAACACCCCACGUUGCGGCGUUUAUCAAAAGCUACCACCGCAAGCUCUCCCCGGUUGCCUUCAUUAUACGCUGCUUCACUUGUCACCUUGGGUGGACUUCCCCUCAACCUCAUUUACCAAUAACAGUCACAGCCUCAUAAAUAUGGCGGACCGCCAGGUUACCCAGCAGACAAUUUUCACCUUGCUAGCGAAGCUUGAUGACCCCGAUGCCGACCUGAGAUACAUGUCCUUGAACGAUCUAUAUGGGAUUUUGACCAACCCGAACUCUUCAUUCCUCUCUCACGACCGCGGCACAUCAACAAAACUCGCAGAAGGUCUGCUCAAGGCCCUGGAUGAUCAACACGGCGACGUGCAGAACCAGGCUCUCAAAUGUCUCGGUCCUCUCGCAGUUCGCUUGCCAUUUGAAUCCCUUACACCUCUCCUCGAGCAGUUGGCCAACCUGACUGCCUCCCAGACGAUAGACACAUCCGUCCCCAACACUGCUCUUCGCGUCAUCGUCGAUACCCUCCCUCGUCCCCAGUUGGGCCAGCCUGCAUCUCAAAAUGCGAUUACGGCAUACUCAGCAGUUUCGAAGGUCUUGGUCCCCCGUUUGACCGGGCCGACACCCUCAAGCACAGGGCGGCGGGGAUCAACGGUGAAGAGCAUGAUGGAGAAGGAUCCAUCACGGGGCUUCAGCAGCGAUGCCAUCGAUGUGCUCAUCAAGGUCGUGACAUGCUUUGGGCCUCUUCUCCAAGAGUCGGAGCUCGCUGCCCUCCAAGUAUCCGUCAUGGCCAUCAUCCAAAACGACACGGCUGGAACUGUUGUCACCAAGCGCGCCUUGGCAGCCAUCUCGGCGCUUGUGCUCCACUUCUCUGACAACCAGCUCAACGGCUUUGUGUCCAAUCUGACGAAAACAUUGUCUUCCAAUAUUUCCAUGGUGCAGCGUAGACACUUGAUCGCUGCAAUUGGCGUCAUUGCAAGAACCGCACCUGCGAAGUUUGGCCCACACCUGGAUACCCUUGCUCCUUUUGUCUUCUCGGCAGUCGGGGAGGAUAACCUUACUCGGGCAAACUGAGUUACCAUAAUCACUGGCCUACAACUGAUAGAUGUCUGACCGACACUGUAGCCUAGACCCUUACAGUGAUGCUGAGGGCUGCUACACGAGCUUGAUGUGCUGCAUCUGAUCUAAAUUGGCUAUAUGUGGUCACGUCAUGAUCAUACUGAUCGCACCCCCUAGGCUGUGAUUUGCUCAAGCAGGAAAAAUGUACUGGGCUCUUAGGCCAACCCUCCGAUGCCCAAGACAGCCAUGGACUUCACGAUACCCACGUUCAUAUUGAAUACAAGCGCGUCAACAUCCACUUCUACGCCUAUCCAUGGAUAUGUAAAGGUUGGGAGCUCUUUCCAGGAUCUUUGCUCCUGCCCUUUUGUGUCUUUAAGUAAACAAAUGCCUCGAAGCUUCCUCG
Molecule: messenger RNA, 1475 nt
Organism: Penicillium samsonianum
Lineage: Eukaryota; Fungi; Ascomycota; Eurotiomycetes; Eurotiales; Aspergillaceae
Exons: 2
Coding region: 14-1087 (357 amino acids)
Biological process (GO): protein ubiquitination; SCF complex assembly
Cellular component (GO): nucleus
Source: RefSeq, a predicted model, not a curated record